AUGAUGAGUGUUGCCAAUCCGAAACUACCACAAUCUGUUCUAUCUACCAAUGCAAACAGCACAAAAAGUUCACCAUCGCCAACGAUGAAAAAAGAGUCGAAUAAUAACACAAAAGUCGCAUCGAACGGAAAUAGUUCGAAAUCAUCGCCGGUUGUUAAUAAAAGGCCACCCAUGCAGAGUUCACCAAUAAAACGCAAAACUCGUAUUUUAUCUGAUAGUGACGAAUCAGACAAUGACAAUCAAUCAUUGGCGAAGAAAGCAGCAACAUUAAUAUCAACAACAACAACAACAGCGUCAAACGGCCCGUCGAUGACCAACAGUGAACCAAAACCUGCAUCAACACCCACUAAAACCGACACACCUCAAACAUCUAUUGUGAAAAAAGAACCAACAUCUACAACAGCAAGUCCAGCUGUUAAAAAAGAAGCGACAACUCCUGCGAUCAAAAAGGAAUCGACGACACCCGUUGUUAAGAAGGAAACAACUAUUGUCAUUAAAAAAGAGCCAAAAACCGAACCAUUGCCGCCGAAACGUAAAAGUACAACUAACGAUUCCGAUGAUGACGAUGCCCCAUUGUCGAAAAAGGCCAAAAAUCAUAUAGCAAAAAAAGCGAUUACUUCUACAACACCGACUGCUGUCAAAAAUGAAAAACCAUCUACGUCUAAAUCUCCGUCAUCCGCGUCCACAAAGAAGUCAACAGCGACUGUUAAGCAAGAAAAAGUCACACCGAAAAAAGAAUCGAAGCCGAUUGUCAAUUCUUCACCGACGAAAGGAGCAACUACUGGAAAACGAACUAAAAAAGAAGAAGAAGAUGUUUGGCGAUGGUGGGAAGAUGAACAAUACACCGAUGGUCGCAAGUGGACAACUCUCGAACACAAAGGACCAUUAUUUCCUCCUCCGUAUGAACCUUUGCCAUCUCGUGUGAAGUUUUUCUACAAUGGUUCCGAGGUUAAAUUGAAACCAGCAGCCGAAGAAAUAAUGACAUUCUAUGCUCGCAUGCUCGAUCACGAUUAUACUUCGAAAGCGAUUUUUAAUGAAAAUUUCAUGAAUGACUGGCGGGAAUCAAUGACGUCGGCAGAACGUGAAGUUAUUAAAGAUAUCCGUAAAUGCGACUUUACCCAAGUAGCAAAUUAUUUUAAAGAACAAAGUGAAUUACGCAAAAACAUGAGCAAAGAAGAAAAGAAACAAAUCAAAGAAGAAAAUGAACGGAUUCGGAAAGAAUACGGCUUUUGUCUAUGGGACGGACAUCGACAACCUGUAGGAAAUUACAAAAUCGAACCUCCUGGUCUCUUUCGCGGUCGCGGUGAACAUCCAAAAAUGGGAUGUUUGAAAAAACGUAUUCGACCAGAAGACGUUAUUAUCAAUAUUGGUCGAACAGCAACAACACCAAAACCACCGGAAGGACACAAAUGGAAAGAAGUUCGACAUGAUAACAAAGUCACUUGGCUUGUUAUGUGGACAGAGAACAUUCGAGGAAAUCAUAAGUAUAUUAUGUUAAGUGCAUCAUCUCGUGUUAAGGGCGAACGGGAUUGGCAAAAGUACGAGAAAGCACGAAAACUUCAUCGAAUCAUUGAUAAAAUACGUGAAAAUUAUCAAAUGGAUUGGAAAAGUAAAGAGAUGAAAAUACGUCAACGUGCUGUUGCACUUUACUUUAUCGACAAGCUCGCACUUCGUGCUGGUAACGAAAAAGAUGAAGACGAAGCAGAUACCGUCGGUUGCUGCUCAUUACGUGUCGAACACAUCCGAUUACAUGAUCGUGAUGAAAGACUUGGCGACAACGUUGUCGAAUUCGACUUUCUUGGCAAAGAUAGUAUAAGAUACAAUAAUAGAGUUGCUGUUGAGCCACGUGUAUAUAAAAACUUGAAACUAUUCAUCGAAAACAAAGAAGGCGAAGAUGAAUUAUUCGAUCGUCUUACAACGGCAAGUUUAAAUCAAUAUCUAAGUGAAUUAAUGGAUGGUCUUACGGCAAAAGUAUUCCGAACAUACAAUGCGUCGAAAACUCUUCAAGAACAACUUGAUCUUCUUACAGAUCGCAAAGCUAAUGUCGCCGAAAAAGUCCUCGCUUACAAUCGUGCUAAUCGGCAAGUUGCAUUGUUGUGUAAUCACCAACGUUCCAUACCGAAAACAUUCGAGAAAAGCAUGGGUGCUUUAAAGACAAAGAUCGAUGCAAAGAAAAGCGAAGUUAAUGAACUGAAAGGAGAGUUAAAACGAGCGAAAGCUGAACAUAAAAAUUCGAAAAGCCAAGCAUCGCAAAAGAAGGUUGAAGCCGCCGAAAAGAAAUUACAACGUGCCGACGAAGCGCUCAAGAAGCUUGAAGUUCAAGAAUUAGAUCGCAGAGAAAACGCAGAAAUCGCAUUGGGCACGUCCAAAUUAAACUAUCUCGAUCCGCGAAUCAGUGUUGCAUGGUGUAAGAAAUGGAAUGUUCCGAUCGAGAAAGUCUAUUCCAAAACUCAACGUGAUAAAUUUCGUUGGGCGAUUGAUAUGGCAACUGCCGACUAUCAUUUUCAUAAUUACAAAGGUGAAAUUGUUUUGCGUAACAUCGAUGAGAGUAACAAUAAUGGUGAAGGUGAUGAUGAAGACGAUGUUGAUGAUGAUGAACAAAAUUCAGAAGAUACGUAA
This is a messenger RNA of Adineta ricciae, 2619 nucleotides long. The record is from the annotation of a GenBank genome assembly. Lineage: Eukaryota; Metazoa; Rotifera; Eurotatoria; Adinetida; Adinetidae.